Molecule: messenger RNA, 2230 nt
Organism: Sus scrofa (pig)
Lineage: Eukaryota; Metazoa; Chordata; Mammalia; Artiodactyla; Suidae
Product: upstream binding transcription factor like 1
Source: RefSeq, a predicted model, not a curated record
CACACCCAUCUUUGAGGGUCUGGUCUGAUUCCUGUGGCUCCAGUUGCACCCUGAACAGCAGGGAGGAAGGAGGCCCAAACACAGGUCCCCAGGAGCAGCCAUGAACAAGACAGACAUGGUUCCUGUCCUUAUGAAGGGUAGUCGGGGAGCAAGGCGUUGAACAAAGGCGACAGGACUUCUGUUUACAAUUUGGAAACAUAAAAUCACUCACACAGCAGAACUUCCAGAAAAACUCACCAGCUGAGAGGGAAGAAGUGUGAGAUUUUGCUGAGGUGUCUGAACUUCUGGGACCACAUAAGUGCCCCAAAGACCUAGAAAUGAUGUUGUCUCAAGGGCAAGGUGACUGGUCCAAAGAAGACGUUGAGAAGUUACUGGAACGUAUGGAGAAGAACCUUCCAUCCAAUGACAGCCACACAUUCAAAACAGCCCAGUCACUGAUGGACUGGGAAAAAGUAGCUUUUAAAGCAUUUUCUGGACAAAUGUGCAAACAAAAAUGGUUAGAGAUUUCUUAUAACCUGAGAAAGCUUCGGACUCUGUCAGAAUUAGUCUUGGAAGCAAAGGAAAAUGUUCACAGUUCUCACAAAAGCAGAAAACUCGAGAAGCAUCCUGAUUUCCCCAAGAAGCCCCUGACCUCUUACAUUCGCUUUUUCACGGAGAUGCGACCCCAGUACCUCCAAAAACACCCUCAGCUGAGCAACCAGGAGCUGACCAAGGUCCUGUCUGAAGAAUACAAAAAGCUGCCAGAGCAGAUGAAGCUGAAAUAUACGCAAGAUUUCCAGAAGGAGAAACAGGAGUUUGAGGAAAAAAUGGCUCAGUUCAAGGAACAGCACCCUGAUCUAGUCCGGAAGUCCAGGAAGUCUGCUGUCCCCAAAGGAAGCCAAUCCAGACUCCAGGGCAAUGUGCAAAAAGUGAGGUCUCCCCCCAGAAACAAGGUAUCCAUGACGAUGAAGUUCCACGGAGAGCCCAAGAAGCCCCCGAUGCAUGGAUAUCACAAGUUCCACCAGGAUUUGUGGUCCAGCUGGCAGCUGAAAGGGCUGCCCUAUUGGCAGCGCAUGGUGGAGAUUGGUAGACUCUGGCAGCGGGUCCCCCAAAACGAGAAGGAGCAUUACAAGAAGCAGGCUGAGCAACUGCAGAAACAGUACAAGGUGGACCUUGACCUCUGGCUCCAGACUCUGUCUCCUGAAGAAUAUGCUGCUUACAGAGAGCGAACCUACAGUAAGCGUAAGAACAUGAGCAUGCCAGGGGGCCCGGACCCCAAGAUCAGAAAGAUGGAUCUGCAGUCCCCAUCAGCAGGGAAUCUGCAAGGAGGGCUUGGAGGGGACCAGGGCCUUCGAGAGACGGAAUCAUCAGACACUAUUGGAGAAAAUGUUUCACAGGCAUCAGAGGAACAAAAGGACCUUAAGGAAAGGGAGGAAGGCAGAAACUCCUCAGACAGCAACAGGGAUGAAGAUGAGGAUGGUGUUGUUGAGGGCAGUGGGGAUGAAGAUGAAUAUUGUGAUGUUCAGCACAGUGGCCCCAACUCACAUUCCUAAGGGGACUCCUCUGACGCAUGUGCCAAAUGAUUUUUUUUAAUCCCUUCAAUAGUGUAACAGAGGACUUCCCACCAAAAGUCUAGGGAUCGAUGAUAAAGGCAGGGAACUCUCCUUGAACGUUUCCCUCUUUCCUGCCUUCCUUCCCACUCUCCUUCCCUCCUCCCUUGGUCCCUCCCUCCCUGCCUCCUAUUUUCUGCCCCUUCCUCAUCCAUAUAAAGUAGGACAGGUUGGGAAGAAGAGAACUUGAAACAGUAUUCUCUGCAUCAGGUUCAUAAACAUGGCAAGAGGUAACACUACUGGGAGAAUAACUGUGAAUAUGAAAUGGUAUUCUUCCCCUACUCUACACGCCAAUACCACCCAUCCCUCUUCAUGGAAAUGAAAUCCAUACAAUUACGUUUCUUGGAAAACAAAACAAAAGGAAACAGUGAGAUGAUUGAUUGGUUGGGGUGAAAAUUGUUGUUCUCAUCAUUUGCCUAUGGCUCAUUACUUUUCUGUGGAACUCUCCUCGUGGACCCCUGUACUGGAACUGCAGUGGGGACUAUUUGACAGGAGGUAGGGUAGGUGACUUUGAGAAAAUUGCAAAAUCUUUUUAUCUCUUUUUCUUUCUUCCUCAACCAAGGAGUAGUUCAUUAACCAACUUGGAGUUGAAGAAAUUCAUGUGGGAAGCAGUAUAUCCCUAUGUAUAUUUAAAUUCUGAU